GCAUCCCGGCGCGUCUCGUGUGCGACCGUGUUCAAGUUGGUUAACUUCUUUCAGCCCCACGUUUCCCGUCGCCACGCGAGGCUGCGAGUCCCCACCCCGUGGCAGCGCUGGGACUGUUAGCUGUCCAGCGCUGAACACAGCGCCUCACCGUGGUGACCUCUUAGUAACCUGUAGCUGCUGCGGCGGGAGUGAGGACUGUCCCCAAAGCCGCACCGCUGUCAAGCGCCCAAGCUUGUGGCCGCCCCACGUCCCGAGUUCUUGCUGCUGCGCCAGGCAGGGUGGCGUAGCAGGUGCUGGGGAAUUUGGCAGAUCCUCCGCCUCGUGAACUCUCGGUUCCUCCAGACCAGCGGUUCUCAAGCUUUUUGAUCUCAGGACCCCUUUCCCCUCCUGAAAGUUAUCGAGAACCUUAGAGACCUCUCAUUUAUAUAGGUUAAAUCUAUCCGUAUGGACCGUAUUCGAAAUGGAAACAUUUUAAAAUGCUAAUUAACUGGAAACCCAUAUUACAUGUUAACACCAAUAACAUCUGUGUGCGUGUGUGAAAAAUAUCUUCCUCACAAAUAGAAUGCCAGUAUUUUAUAUUUUUGCAAAUCUCUUGAAGAUCUGGAUUAAUGGAAUUGCUGUACCUGCUUCUGCUUUCAGUCUGACAUGUCAGGAGCAGCAAAUGGAUUUCUCAUGGAAGUGUGUGUUGAUUCAGUAGAGUCAGCUGUAAAUGCAGAAAGAGGAGGUGCUGGUCGGAUUGAAUUAUGUUCUGGCUUACUGGAAGGAGGAACCACACCCAGCAUGGGUGUCCUUCAAGUAGUGAAGCAGUGUGUCCAGAUUCCAGUUUUUGUGAUGAUUCGGCCGCGUGGAGGUGACUUUUUAUAUUCAGAUCGUGAAGUUGAGGUGAUGAAGGCUGACAUUCGUCUUGCCAAGCUUUAUGGUGCUGAUGGUUUGGUAUUUGGAGCAUUGACUGAAGAUGGACACAUUGACAAAGAGUUGUGCAUGUCCCUUGUGGCUAUAUGCCGUCCUCUGCCAGUCACUUUCCACCGAGCCUUUGACAUGGUUCAUGAUCCAGUGGCAGCUCUAGAGACCCUCUUAACCCUGGGAUUUGAACGAGUAUUGACCAGUGGAUGUGACAGUUCGGCACUAGAAGGGCUACCCCUAAUAAAGCGACUCAUAGAUCAGGCAAAAGGCAGGAUUGUGGUAAUGCCAGGGGGUGGCAUAACAGACAGAAAUCUACAAAGGAUCCUUGAGGGUUCGGGUGCUACAGAAUUUCACUGUUCUGCUCGGUCUGCUAGAGAUUCAGGAAUGAAGUUUCGAAAUUCCUCUGUUGCCAUGGGAGCCUCUCUUUCUAGCUCAGAAUAUUCUCUAAAGGUAACAGAUGUGGCACAAGUAAGGACUUUGAAUGCUAUUGCAAAGAAUAUUCUGGUUUAGCCAGACCUCUCUGAGAGACAUGGAUAUCACAAGAUGAAGGUAGAAGAGUAGUUUUUAAUUCUCUGACACAGCUUUGACUUUCUUCUCUGGCCAGGACAGUCACAGUCUUUAAAUCUCACAUGGCUAUAGAGACUGUUUCCAAGAAGACAAAGAAUUCAAACAGAGCUACAAUCAAUUCCUUUGCUUAAUCUUGCCAGCCAUCUCCAUUAUCAUGGUUAAAUGUGGUCUAUGCUUCUUCCACAGACAAAGGUUUAAUUAGUCUAUUUUGUGGAAUUAAUUGAUGAACUGGGAAAAUUGAACUGUAAGAUAGGAAUUCAGAGUGUGACUUCAGGGUCAAUUUAAUAGCAGUAUUUUGCUUUUUCGUUUGUAAAAUAAAAAUUUCCAUUCUGUAA
Molecule: messenger RNA, 1805 nt
Organism: Felis catus (domestic cat)
Lineage: Eukaryota; Metazoa; Chordata; Mammalia; Carnivora; Felidae
Gene: CUTC
Product: cutC copper transporter
Exons: 9
Coding region: 646-1413 (255 amino acids)
Molecular function (GO): copper ion binding
Source: RefSeq, a predicted model, not a curated record